AACAUACUAUCCCACAGUCUAUGUGGACAAUUUCUAUAAAUGAAAAAUCUAUCGAAAAUGAUGAUGAGCUUGAAGAUGAUUUAGUUAAUACAGAUCAAUGUGAAGAAGAUAAAAGAGAAAAAUACAAUGGGUGGGCAUUAAAAGGCAAUCAAAAGUUAGGCAAUAGAAAUAGUGGUAGUAGAAUUAAGAAAAAUAUUAAAGAUCUAUUGAAAUACUUCUUUUUAAACAGUAAUCGAAGAAGUCAAGAUAAAAUGGACGACCAAGCAAUGCAUGACAAACUUCUAAAAUAUGCUAAGGCUAGUGAAAUAGAAAAGGAGAAUAUCCUACAAACUACAACAAUACGUAAUUGGUUAUUCUCAUACUCUC
Molecule: messenger RNA, 366 nt
Organism: Racocetra persica
Lineage: Eukaryota; Fungi; Glomeromycota; Glomeromycetes; Diversisporales; Gigasporaceae
Source: the annotation of a GenBank genome assembly